ACUUGAAAUUAUUACUUUUUGCUCUCUUUUGCGACCGUAUUCAAUUGUUACGAAACGCGUAGUAUUACUUUUUGCGCUCUGGCGAGCCCAUACUCAAUUGGUACCGUAUGAAACGCGUAGUACGAAGAAAUGAUUUCUGAUUGAGGCUACACGGUCUCCAGAUUUCUCGUCCCAUACAACCCCCGAUAAGAGCAAGAAGGUCUCCAACACACGAUUGUUACAACGAUCAUGACGAAGUUUUCGUUUCUCGGUGGAGCUUUGUCGUUUAAAGGCGACAAGAAAAAGUCGAAAAAGAAAUCUAAAAAAUCCAAGGUCAAGCACAAACUGAAAGACGAGGAGGCCACGGCUAAGAUUUCGAGGGAAACAGAAAUUCCUCACCAUAACCGCGAUGACGUUCUAUUAUCUGAUGACGAAGAUGAAUUGACCGAUGCAGAAAAGAAGGCCCUGAAAUUCAAAAAGGAGCGUCAGCAAGAAGAGAACAAAAAAAUUGCGGCACAGAGCCAUCGCGAACGAGUUGAAGCUUUGAACGAAAAACUCGGAAACAUGACGGAACUGAAUGAUAUUCCUCGUGUCUCGGCGGCCGGAAAUGGAUAGAUAGAUUGACUGAAUUUAUUCUGGGAGGAUGGUUGGCUUGAUACAUUUCAUGAACAUAUCCAACGACAAUAAAUCCUCAUGCGCUUCGAAUUUCAUCUGUACGCGCAAUCGCUAGGAGUUAUGUAAUGAAUGGAUCGUCACAAGUAUUACACAAUGUUCAUUGGAACAGGAAUUGUAUGAUGCUUACCGAUACUGUGCUUCACCGGCGCGUUCUGUUCCAAAAAAGAAUCGUGUCAAUUCCAAAACUGAAUAUGGAAUCUUGAUCUGGUUACAAAAGUAACUUUCACAGAGCAAAUCGCUAGGUAGUUGAUUCGAUGCGAAUGCAUCAAACUUGCAUUCUCUAAUGAUCAAUGGGUUUUUGUAAAUUAAACAACUGCAUUGUACUAUUAUAACACAAGCACCGUGAGACCGGCGCAUUCUUAAUCUUUUCUGUAUUCACGCAUUACCAAAUGAAACGAGUCCAUCAUAAUCAGCAUAGUAGCAUAAGGCACGGCGGGACGAAAACUAGGCUUCGACAUAAGACCUCCCAUCGAAAGUGCGGUCGCGAGUCCCACUUCCUGAAAGUCGCCUGGGUCGAGUGCUACCCGUAUUCCGUACUUAAUACAAUGAAAUCCACCAAAGAAUGCACCGAAUAUCGUGGCAGACCGUGUAGUUCCUUCCAUCAAGAAUUUUCCCUUCGCUGCGUUUGAUGAAUUUUUCAGUACGUCACUCUGGCCCGCCAUUCGCAUCCCAUCCAUGAAGCCAAAGACACAUCCGGUUAUGGAUCCAAUGCAUCCCCCAAAAGCUGCAUUCUUGAAAAGCUCUCCCCAUUUGAAAGGAAUACUUGCCUGGGAGAUUGAUGAUGUCGAUGCUGGUGUCGAUGUUGUUGAAGACAAAUCUCCCGCAGAAGAAGACGCAGGGGCAUCCUGUGGCGAUGAUUUGAGACGACGCUGUUCCAAUAACUGGGCUUUUUCGUG
Molecule: messenger RNA, 1550 nt
Organism: Pseudo-nitzschia multistriata
Lineage: Eukaryota; Bacillariophyta; Bacillariophyceae; Bacillariales; Bacillariaceae
Source: the annotation of a GenBank genome assembly